AUGGUAUACACGAUUGUGGUUCAUAUGAAGGCGAAGUCCGACCCAGAAUGUAUUGCCAAGCUCAAAUCCAAGCUAGUCGAGGCAUCGCAGGUUUAUUCGAAGGAUAAGGAAACCGUGUCCUGGCUUGUCAUGCAAUCCGUCUUCGACAGCCGCGAAUUCACCAUCGUCGAACGCUACGAGAAUGAGCAGUCGCAGCAGUAUCACCUCAACAACCCAUACUGGUUGACGUUCGAUCCUUACGUCUUGCCUUUGUUGGAAGGGAACAUGGACUUGCGACGUUUCGAGGAACUGGACACAAGUACAGAAGUCAAGAUCGAGAGCAGCGAGACUCAUCAGGCCACGACAGAAUACCAGGUAACGAACAGGAAUAUGCUGCGAAAGAUUGGGUCGCAUGGAGGUGGAGAUGUUUGA
This is a messenger RNA of Cyphellophora europaea CBS 101466, 411 nucleotides long. RefSeq lists its product as uncharacterized. The coding region runs from base 1 to 411 and encodes 136 amino acids. The record is from RefSeq and is a predicted model, not a curated record. The transcript has a single exon. NCBI's taxonomy places the organism in Eukaryota, Fungi, Ascomycota, Eurotiomycetes, Chaetothyriales, Cyphellophoraceae.